AUGGCCGCCAUCGUAGCACCAAAACCCCUCUCGUUCCUCACCACCCUCACCACCCGCUUACCCACGCGGCGUUCCACCCAAACCUCCUGUUCCAGUGCCGGCCGCCGCGGUCCCGCGGUCGCGGCCACUCCUCGUCCCGGUGUAGCUUGCAGGGUCCAUUCCCGCCUGAGGUCUCUUCUCCCUCCCAGCGCGGCAGCCUCGCCCCCAACCGCGGCAGCGGCGGAAGGCAUGUCUGACCCGGAGCUGAGGCUGGUGCUCGAGCUCGCUACCGACGAGGAGCUGAUGGAGGUGGAGGAGAUCCUCUACGGCACCAGCUAUUUUAGUCCAUUGCUAAAAUCAAUUGCAAGAAGACCGAACUCAGAUGGUGUUGUUGUUUUGGAUGAUAUCGAGGAGAGAGAUCAUUUCAUCUCAAAAUUAGAGUCAAGGUUCCUGUAUCUUGCUGCAGAUGCUCGCUCUAUAAUAAGGAGGUGGAGACCAUCGUACAGAGAUGUCUUGCUCAGAGUAAGAAAAAAAAUUGGUGUUCGGUGCUCUAGCAAAUUGUGUACUGCAGACCUUGAGGCAGAAAUAUUUCUUCACCUUGUGGAUGAAUAUUCAAGCCACAAGAAAGACCGACUUUCAUUUCCAUGGGAUAAACAAAAAUCUCCAAAAGAAACCUCUAGCCUUGGUGCAAACAACUGGAAGGUGCUUACUGAUGUGGCUUGGAGGAUUGGAACAAAGGGAAUGGAAAGUACCUUUCUAAAGGGUGGUAGUGCAUUGACUUUGAAAACGAUAUAUGAAUCGUUAGCCAGUAGACUGUCUGGAAAACUGCUGAAGGAGGCUGCAAAUUAUGAGAUAAAGAAAGAACUUGUUAAGCAGGGUGGGCGGUUGGCUGCUGUUAACCUGGAGUCUAGAGCUGGUUUGCUUGCAGCUAGGCAGGGUUUGGCUCGUGCAGCAUCGAGAUAUGUUGGACUCAGGAGUGUCAUGACAUUUCUUGGACCAAUAAUGUGGGGGACGCUCUUGGCUGAUAUUGUGAUUCAAAUGCUGGGCACGGAUUAUGCUAGGAUCGUCCAGGCAAUCUAUGCAUUUGCUCAGAUUCGUCUGACUCGGACAAGUUACAUAGAACCUGAUGAAGAAUGA
Molecule: messenger RNA, 1116 nt
Organism: Miscanthus lutarioriparius
Lineage: Eukaryota; Viridiplantae; Streptophyta; Magnoliopsida; Poales; Poaceae
Source: the annotation of a GenBank genome assembly